Messenger RNA from Corylus avellana, 806 nucleotides. NCBI's taxonomy places the organism in Eukaryota, Viridiplantae, Streptophyta, Magnoliopsida, Fagales, Betulaceae. The record is from RefSeq and is a predicted model, not a curated record.
AUGGAGAACCUUUAGGGUUUAAUGCAAUCGAAAAAGACCUUCCUGCUCACUCUGCGAAAGCAUUGUUGGAUUCAAAAUGGACGUUCAUAACCCAGGAGGAGCAUUCAUACUUGAACAGGCCAUGGUUCAAAUUACAUCCAUGUGGGACAAGUGAGUGGAUGAAGCUGCUUUUUCAUGUUGAUGUUUCUGUGGCUAAAAAUGGAGUGACAAUUGAACUCUAUCUGCUUUCAUGGCUAUCAGUCGUUGGGCAAGUGGUUGUGGCAUAAAAACAAACGUUGUCACCUAUUGGGUGCCUUAAGAACAAACACCACAACCUUGUACUGUGUAAAUAUACACGCAAUUCACUAAGUUGGGGGAUGAAAUGUGCUAUGUAGUUCAAUCAUUGGUAUUCAUUACAUCUCUCUUAAUUAAUUGUUUUAUUUUUCUCUAAUAAAUAGACUACACAGUCUACACAUAAGUUUAGUAAGCCUACGUUAGUAAAAGAUUUAGUACUCUUUGUAUUUUUCUAAUAGCUAUUUAUUUAGCAGGUGUGAGUUGUAAGUAUGCUUUGUAAGUAGACUUUAUGGCUUGCUUGAGUCAAGGGCUUCGUGGGGGUACUUGUCUUUGUGGGAAGUUAAGAAGUAGUAGUUGGUUGUUAUUGGCAACUAGAAUCCCUUUUAAUAUGGGCCCAACCCUUUGUUUUGGUGCUUAUGGGGCCACCACUUUAGAGAUGCUAUUGAAUCAAUUUUCCAGACUGUUAGAGAUAGUGAAAUCAUAUGGGGCUAAUUUCUCCUAAAAGUAUGUUUAGGAUUGUGUUGAAAAUUUAA